AUGAUCAUAAGAUGGAUCAUUGUCGUCGCUCUAGCGACUUUUACCUAUGGACAGCUGAGCGACAAUACCCCGCCGGUGAUGAUUCUGGACAGAAAUUGGAUUCUCCUCGACUCAGCGCCUAAAGGAACUUUUGUCACCAGAGUCCAUGCCAAGGACAAUGAGCAGGAUCAAUUAAAUUAUGGUCUUGAAGCGCUAGAUCAUAAUUUUAAUGGUGAUUUCGCUGGAUCUGGUUCAACAACUCUGCCUUUUUUUAUUAAUAGUCUUACUGGAGAAAUAGUUACUAAUGAUACUUUAAAAGGCCGAUCAAUGCGGAGUCCUUUUCUGGCUCACUUUUCAAACUCACAGCUUCCGUCAUUUCCCAGGCCUGUAAAUUCAACCAACACUCAAGAGAAGACAACUGUUUUAAGACCAGCUGAAAUAAAUAUCAGCAAUUAUGUUAACCAAGUUAUUAAUGGCAGUAGUAUGACAUCUGGACCUAGUGUUUAUAAUACUAGCACGUUGGACAGUCUAAGUGUUCAAGAUAGUACUUACUCGUAUAAAAAUAUAACAAUGACUACUGUUGGAACUAUAUCAGCGAUUGUUGCUGUCAUUUUGAUCGUUGGAAUGGCUCUUUGGUCUGUAAGAAGAAAAAUUUGCUCUCAUAAAAAAUCAAAACAUCCUAAAGAGUUGGCUGUUAAAGUAUCAGACAUGUCGUCAUCGAACGAGCCGUCAUUAAUUUUAAAAAACUUUCAUAAUUAUAAAUUUAGUUCUAACAAGUACCAAGAAUGGAAUAAAUCUUCAAAAGAAUCUACGAAGAAAGACGAGUGGGAAUUUCCACGACACAGACUUAAAGUAUUUUGUAUCCUGGGAGAAGGGUGCUUCGGUCAAGUAUGGAAAUGCGAAGCAAUUGAUAUAAAUGGCAGCGGGAUUGGAGUUUCGGUGGUGGCUGUAAAAACUCUUAAAGAAAAUGCCACUGAAAGGGAAAGAAUAGACUUGGCUCAAGAGUUGACUGUUAUGAAGACUCUGGAGCCGCAUCCGAAUGUCGUAAGACUGUUGGGCUGCUGUACAGAACGCGAACCGAUAUUUGUUAUCAUGGAGUACAUCAGUGGUGGAAAGUUGCAGAGCUUUUUAAGAAACAUGAGGGAAGAAAAGAACUCUGGGAGACCUGGAUUGACAUCUAGGGAUCUUACUGGAUUUGUUCAUCAGAUUGCCAAAGGAAUGGCGUACUUAGCCUCAAAAGGAAUAAUCCACCGUGAUUUAGCGGCUCGAAACAUCCUUAUUGACAGCAACAGACUCUGCAAAAUAGCUGACUUUGGAUUUGCUCGAGACAUCGCAGCGAAUAAAAUCUACGAGCGUAAAUCAGACGGGCGACUACCAAUCAGGUGGAUGGCACCCGAAAGUCUCUACGACAAUAUGUACUCAGUAAAAUCCGACAUUUGGAGCUUUGGAGUACUCACAUGGGAAAUAGUAACUCUAGGCUCGACUCCUUAUCCGGGAAUGGGCGCCGCAGAGGUAAUGCGGAAGAUCAAAGAAGGCUACCGGCUGGAGAGACCCGAGCAUUGCAAAAGAGAGUUGUAUAAUAUAAUGUAUUACUGCUGGGACAAAGAUCCCUCAUGCAGGCCUUCGUUUAGUGAGCUUGUUGCCAUGGCUGAGGGACUUUUGCUAGAUGAAAUUGACUAUAUUGAGCUUGAUAGGUUUCCUGAUCACUCUUAUUACAACGUGCUCAAUUUAAGUGGCGAGAAACUUUAA
Messenger RNA from Cotesia congregata, 1728 nucleotides. The record is from the annotation of a GenBank genome assembly. Lineage: Eukaryota; Metazoa; Arthropoda; Insecta; Hymenoptera; Braconidae.